GUAAAUUUAUUUAUGGUGCUGACUACUCGCCAGUGUGUGUGUGUGUGUGUGUGUGGAUGGAACACAUGACACAAAAGGGGAAGUAUCAAAAUGCAUGUGUACGUAUCUUCACUCAGUCUUCGCACCAUCGAGUGGACGGCCGACCUGAUUCCUGCCGUUCGACAAAUACACGCAGACUUGUUCCGGGGAACUUCUGCAGCUACAUUCGAUCCAAAUCGUCCAAAGGUCCCAAGAUGCUUUCCGGUGAGCCAGCGUCUUUUCUCCUCCUCAACGCCUCCCUGAGCGUCCCGGCGGCCAAGGCGAGUAAAGGAGGCAACAUGGACACGCUCUCUGUCGUCCUCAACACGCUCACCAUCCUGCUGGGCAUUCCGGGCAACUCUUUUGUGAUCUGGGUGGCGGGCGUCAAGGUCAAGGCAAACGUCCUCAACGUGUGGCUGGUCAACCUGGCCGUGGCCGACGUUGUCUUCUGCUUCACCCGAAUCUUCUCCCUGGUCAAGAAGCUGUUCCUGGACCACUGGCCCUUCGGCUUGUUCAUCUGCAAGUUCAAUGGCUUCUUCAAGUACGCCAACAUGUUUUGCUCCGUCUUCAUGCUGGCCGUCAUCAGCGUGGACCGGGCCGUCUGCAUCUGGUUCCCGGUGUUCACUCGGCGCCACCGCACCGUGUGUCACGCCCGAGUGGUGGCCGUGUGCGUGUGGGCGGCGGCCGUGGUCUUCAGCACGCCUUACUUCUUCUACCGGCAAGUCUUCCUGAGUGCCAAGAACCUGAGCAAGUGCACGGUAGAGGAGGUCAAGGACGCAGACGCCAGGACGGCGCUCUACUUCAUCCGCUUCCUGUGCGGUUUCGCGUUGCCCUUCCUGGUCAUCCUGGGCUGCUACAUCCUGGCCGGGGUGGGUAUCCGCCGCAUCCGCUUGUCGGGCAAGUCCCGCCCCCUGCGGGUGCUGGCCCUGCUGGUGGCCGCCUUCUUCCUGUGCUGGGCCCCGUACCACGGCCUGCUGAUGCUCAGGAUGGUGGACAGCAAAAGCUCGGCGGUCAAGACGUGGCUACCUUUCGCCAAGGGCGUGGCCUACUUCAACAGCUGCGUCAACCCGCUUCUUUACUUCUUUGUGGGCCUCAAGAUGAAGGGCCGGUCCAAGAAGUCUCUGACGGGUCUUUACAAGAGAGCUCUGGCCGACGAGGUUGACGGACAGUCAGGGCAGACCAACGACGACUCCGUGGAGAGCCAGUCUCGGAUGUGACGGUGGGGGGGGUGGGGGCUAAAAUAACUGCUAAAUACUGUACAAUAAGAAUGAGAAUAAUAAUAAUGAUAAUGUAUAGCACCCAUUGUAGCUUCAAAUGUAAAGAAAAAGGAAAGGUUUCUUCUCAUAAUACCGUAUACCGUGCUGUUUACGGAAUGCAUAACUAGUCCCACCGGAUUUGCUCACUAGUCCUGUACAGUGAGAUGCAAAUUUUUAUUUAUUUUUUUUGGUGGGGGGGGGAUUUUUGGGGAAAAUGCUUCGUUUUAGUUUAGUUUGCAUUCAUUUUAGGAGUAGUCCUUUCAAUAAAUGGAGUUGAGUAGAAAAUUUUCUUUUUUUUUUUAAGUGGUGUGGCCUACUUCAACAGCUGCGUCAACCGGCUUC
Molecule: messenger RNA, 1616 nt
Organism: Hippocampus comes (tiger tail seahorse)
Lineage: Eukaryota; Metazoa; Chordata; Actinopteri; Syngnathiformes; Syngnathidae
Product: formyl peptide receptor 2-like
Exons: 4
Coding region: 57-1235 (392 amino acids)
Biological process (GO): phospholipase C-activating G protein-coupled receptor signaling pathway; complement receptor mediated signaling pathway; positive regulation of cytosolic calcium ion concentration
Cellular component (GO): plasma membrane
Molecular function (GO): complement receptor activity; G protein-coupled receptor activity
Source: RefSeq, a predicted model, not a curated record